Phytophthora sojae is the source of this 240-nucleotide messenger RNA. RefSeq lists its product as hypothetical. The transcript has 2 exons. The record is from RefSeq and is a predicted model, not a curated record. Bases 1 to 240 code for a protein of 79 amino acids. NCBI's taxonomy places the organism in Eukaryota, Oomycota, Peronosporomycetes, Peronosporales, Peronosporaceae.
AUGCCGAAGAAGGGCAAGAGGCUCAAGCAAAUUGCCGCUCUCGCGGCAGCUGAGCGGGCACGCGACCGGCAGGCACGCCACCAAGCUGUUCCAGCCCCUCUUGAAGUUCUCCGACAAGAAGCGCUGUCGACGCCAUGGUGCUGUCCACGUCUAGCCGUGGACGAGAGUGAUACGUCUUCGUUAGAAGACAACUCAUCCGACUUCGGCGAAGUGAGUUUGAACGUGCUGAGCUUGGUGUAA